Messenger RNA from Colletotrichum graminicola M1.001, 1458 nucleotides. RefSeq names its product homogentisate 1,2-dioxygenase. Gene Ontology annotation, cellular component: cytoplasm. The transcript has 2 exons. Gene Ontology annotation, biological process: L-phenylalanine catabolic process. The record is from RefSeq and is a predicted model, not a curated record. Lineage: Eukaryota; Fungi; Ascomycota; Sordariomycetes; Glomerellales; Glomerellaceae. Gene Ontology annotation, molecular function: homogentisate 1,2-dioxygenase activity. The coding region runs from base 1 to 1458 and encodes 485 amino acids.
AUGGCGGCUCAAGACCUCACUCCAAAGGACUUCCAAAACGCCUUCCACUGGGCGGCGACGCAGAAGGAUGGGACGAUUCCGUCCUUCGCAACUCGUCUGAACGACCCGUACACGUACCAGCCCGGCUUCAACAACAGUUUUGAGUCCGAAGCCAUCGCCGGGACUAUCCCGAGAGGCCAGAACAGCCCGAGAAGCAUACGAUAUGGCCUGUACGCAGAGCAGGUAACGGCUUCGUCAUUCGUCGCUCCUCGGCACGCCAACAAGAAGGCCUGGCUCUACCGGUCCCGGCCCGCCGUGGCUCAUCAAGGAUUUACUGAACUCCCCGACAACAAGGACACGGAGUCCACCUUCAUGCCCAUCAACCCCCGGGUCCACGUCUCGCCGACCCAGUUGGCCUGGAAGCCCUUCCCAAUCCCCGACGGGCAGGACGUCGACUUCGUCCAGGGCCUCAAGACCGUGGCCGGCUCCGGGGACCCGACGCUCCGGGAGGGCGUCGCCACCCACGUCUACCUGUGCAACAAGAGCAUGACGAAAAAGGCUUUUGCCAACUCUGACGGCGACUGGCUCAUCGUGCCCCAGCAGGGCGCCCUCGACAUCCAGACCGAGUUCGGCUUCCUCUACGUGCAGCCGGGCGAGAUCUGCGCCAUCCAGCGCGGCCUCCGCUUCAAGGUCAACGUCGAGGGGCCGACGCGCGGCUACAUCCUCGAGGUCUGGGGUUCCAGCUGGGAGCUCCCCGAGCUGGGUCCCCUCGGCGCCAACGGCCUCGCCAACGCCCGCGACUUCCUGCACCCCGUCGCGUCGUACGAGGUCACCAAGGACGACCCCUGGGACAUUGUCUACAAGCUGGGCGGCAAGUUCUUCAACAGCACGCAGCGCCACUGCCCCUUCGACGUCGUCGCCUGGCACGGCAACUACGUCCCGUGGAAGUACGACCUCACAAAGUUCGUCAACGUCGGCUCCAUCUCCGUCGACCACAUCGACCCGUCCAUCUUCUGCGUCGUGACGGCCAAGUCCAGGGACCCCAACGCGCCCCUGGCCGACUUCCUCAUCUUCUCGCCGAGGUGGGACGUCGCGUCCCACACCUACCGGCCGCCCUACUACCACCGGAACGCCGCCUCGGAGCUGAUGGGCCUGAUCUACGGCGACUACGGCGGCCGCUCCGACGAGUUCCAGCCGGGGAGCAUCUCGUUCGAGUGCGGCUUCGUCCCCCACGGCGUCGCGUACGAGCAGUUCGCCGCGGCGUCCAAGGAGGACCCCCCCGUCAUGCAGAUCUCUCUCGGGUCCAUCGCCUUCAUGUUCGAGACGAGCCGGCCCCUCACCAUCACCCACUACGCCUGGCACAGCAAGGAGAAGCACGAGCACGACCCCAAGAUGUGGGACGACCUCGUCGACAACUUUUCAAAGUUCGAGAUCGAUCCGGCGCUGAUCAAGAACAGCGGGAAAAAGAGCCAGAAGUGA